AUGACUGCAGCUCGUCCCUCAUACCUCAUCGUGGGCGCCGGUGUCUUUGGUGUGUCUACAGCAUACCACCUCAUUCAGAAGUAUCCCGAUGCAUCAAUCACCCUGGUAGAUCGAGAUGCAUACGAUGCAGAAUCUCGAGUGGCCGCGUCAUGGGACUGGAACAAAGUGGUGCGAGCAGACUACGACGACAAGGUUUACUGCCGGCUGGCCCUGGAGUCCCAGGAGAUCUUCAAAUCCGAUCCGCUCUGGCAGCCGCACUUUCACCAAACCGGAGUGUACUGGACAUGUCGCAGCGACUAUGCCCAGAAUGUCAUCACCAACCACAAGGAGCUUGGCCGCCACGAUGAUAUCAUUGCACUCCCGGUCGCGGAGGCACGAAAAUUGUAUGGUGGAGUCUUCGACAACGCUGACUACACCGGCGUCAAGGAGGUGUUGGUGAACAAGGCCAGUGGUUGGGCCGCAGCCGGAGAUUCGCUGCGGGCGGUGACCAAGCGAUGCCUAGAGCUGGGGGUUCGGUACGUGACGGCAUCUGUGACCACUCUGGAAUUCGAUGGGCGAGGCGCGUGUACCGGCGUGGCCACCAAAGCCGGGCAGAUCCUCUCCGCCACACAUGUGAUUGUCGCCGCCGGCGCGUUCACGCCGACACUCCUGGAAUGGAGUGCGGCCAAGAGUGGAAACGCGGGGCUCCGCGCGGGGGAGCGAAUCCUUGCCGCAGGCAUUACGACGGGCAUGGCCCAAUUGGAUGAGCAGCAGUACGCAAAGUACAAAGACAUGCCGGUUGGCUUCCAGGGGUAUACGCCAGCGGAGGGCAAGCCCUUCAUUGGUAGUAUUCCACCCACCAAGGACCGAGAGCUCAAAUGGUGGGGAUCCAAGAUCUUUACCAACACUCGAGAGGUGCUCCCGGGACGCCACCUCUCAUCGCCGCCGCCUACGCAUGAUUAUAACCAGUGGAAGGUUCCAGGGCCUCUCAAGCAAGACAUCAUUGAAUCCCGGAAUCUGUGGUACGGUCCCGAGAGCGCGACAUGGAAUAUGACCAAACAUCGGAUCUGCUGGGACGCUUUCACCACGACUUCCGACUUCAUCAUUUCUCCCCACUCGGCUUCCCGAGGACUUUAUGUAGCCUCGUGCGGCUCAUUCCAUGGCUAUAAGUUCUUCCCUGUCCUGGGCAAAUACAUCACUCAAAUGCUGGAAGGCGAAUUGGAGCCAGAACUCGUCGAGAAGUGGGCUUGGGACCGGCAACGACCGGACUCCUCUGAGAACGUGGAGUACCCCAACUCCGAGAUGAGACACCUCUUGGAACCGGCAGUGAAGUUAUAG
Molecule: messenger RNA, 1317 nt
Organism: Penicillium salamii
Lineage: Eukaryota; Fungi; Ascomycota; Eurotiomycetes; Eurotiales; Aspergillaceae
Source: the annotation of a GenBank genome assembly